Molecule: messenger RNA, 3723 nt
Organism: Cucumis sativus (cucumber)
Lineage: Eukaryota; Viridiplantae; Streptophyta; Magnoliopsida; Cucurbitales; Cucurbitaceae
Product: pentatricopeptide repeat-containing protein At5g01110
Exons: 3
Coding region: 552-2801 (749 amino acids)
Molecular function (GO): protein binding
Source: RefSeq, a predicted model, not a curated record
GAAAAAGAAAAAAGAAAAGAGUAGUUAUAUAUUUUAUAAAAAGGAAUUCUACCAACGUUCAUGUGGUGGGAAGGAACGAUAUUCGUCAAGGUUAAUCUGGCUUUUUCACAAAAGAAAAUGGUGGUGUGAUGCAAUUGAAUUGUUCUCUGGAAAAUGAUGAUAGAUAAAACAUCAGUCUCAAAAGAAAAGGAGAAGGAAUCACGUUUCAGUGGUGAACACUCCACUCCGCCUCUCUCCAAUGGUUCCUGCACGAUAGAAGAAGAAGGAGAAGGAUCUUGUAUCGUGAUCGCUGGAUGGAAGUUGCAGUCGUCGAUAUUUGAGGAGCAGCCACGAUGGGAGAAGAGAAGAAUAGCAAAACUUUCAUUUUUAGGGUUUUUUUUUUUUUUUUUUAAUGUUUUAAAUAAGGACAUUUUAGAGUUUUCGUAUCAUUUGUCCUGCAACUCAACAUCCUAAAAACUCUUUCUAUAAUUCUUUACCCCUUUUUUCUUCCCAAGCCAAACAUGCCCAAGUCGAUUGGAGGCAAUCCUUGAAAGAGCUUCAGCUGCCCUCAAAUGGCUGUUCAUCGACUUCCUCUCCCAAAUUCCACUUUCAGAAGUGGAAUUCUCUCAUCAAAAUUCACAUCUUCAACUCCUUUACUUCCUGCUAUUUUCAAUUCUUUCACACUUCACACUAUCUACUCUCCUUCAAAUACUGCCCUUCGAUUCCUCCAAACCCAUUCUGCUCCAGCACCUCCUCAUCCUGUCUCUUCUUCACUCUCUCCUUCGGAUUCCUUUCUACUGGAAAAAAUUUUGUUCACUUUGAAGCAGAAUAAUGUAAGUUAUUUACGCGAUUCUCUUUUACGCCUCAGCCCUUCUCUUUUACUCCAAGUUCUCUUUAGGUGUCGUGGAGAUUUACAUUUGGGCUUAAAAUUCAUUGGUUUAGUUUCAUAUCAUUUCCCGAAUUUCAAGCAUUCCUCACUUUCUUUGAGUGCAAUGGUUCAUUUUUUAGUGCGCGGCAGGAGGCUCUCAGAAGCCCAAGCUUGCAUUCUUAGGAUGGUGAGGAAAAGCGGGGUCUCACGAGUUAAGGUCGUCGAAUCCUUAAUUUCGACGUGUUUUUAUUUCGGGUCGGUUGGUUUGAUUUAUGAUUUGUUAGUAAGGACUUACGUGCAAGCUAAAAAGUUAAGAGAAGGGUCUGAAGCUUUUCAAAUUUUGAGGAGAAAAGGAGUUUCUGUUUCUAUAAAUGCUUGUAACAAGCUCCUUGGUGGUCUUGUGAGGACUGGGUGGGUUGAUUUAGCUUGGGAAAUAUAUGGGGAAGUUGUGAGAGGGGGUAUUGAGUUGAAUGUUUAUACACUCAAUAUUAUGGUUAAUGCUCUUUGUAAAGACCGCAAAUUUGAGAAUGUGAUGUUCUUCUUAUCAGAUAUGGAAGGAAAAGGAGUUUUUGCUGACAUUGUGACAUAUAAUACACUCAUCAAUGCUUACUGUCGUGAAGGACUUGUUGAAGAAGCAUUCCAAUUGUUGAAUUCAUUCUCCAGUAGGGGUAUGGAACCGGGCCUUCUAACUUAUAAUGCUAUCCUGUAUGGCCUGUGUAAGAUAGGUAAGUAUGACAGGGCAAAGGAUGUUUUAAUUGAGAUGUUGCAACUUGGAUUAACGCCUAAUGCUGCUACAUAUAACACAUUGCUAGUUGAGAUUUGUCGAAGAGACAAUAUUUUAGAAGCUCAAGAGAUAUUUGAUGAAAUGUCACGUCGUGGUGUUCUUCCUGAUCUGGUUAGUUUUAGUUCUCUGAUUGGUGUGCUUGCGAGGAAUGGACACCUUUAUCAGGCUUUGAUGCAUUUUAGAGAGAUGGAAAGAUCUGGUAUAGUACCUGAUAAUGUUAUUUAUACUAUUCUUAUAGAUGGGUUUUGUCGAAAUGGUGCUCUUUCAGAUGCUUUGAAAAUGCGGGAUGAGAUGCUUGCUCGUGGUUGUUUCAUGGAUGUGGUUACAUAUAAUACUUUUUUGAAUGGAUUAUGCAAGAAGAAGAUGUUUGCGGAUGCAGAUAUGUUAUUUAACGAAAUGGUCGAGAGAGGUAUGGUUCCAGACUUUUAUACUUUCACCACACUCAUUCGUGGAUAUUGCAAGGAUGGAAAUAUGGACAAAGCGCUGAAUUUGUUUGAAGCAAUGGUUCGUACAAACCUGAAGCCAGAUAAAGUGACAUACAAUACGUUGAUUGAUGGCUUUUGCAAAGCAGGCGAAAUGGGAAGGGCCAAGGAGUUGUGGGAUGAUAUGAUCAGGAAAGAUAUUAUCCCCGACCACAUUUCCUAUGGAACUGUAUUAAAUGGUUUUUGUAGUUCAGGCCUUUUACCUGAGGCAUUGAAUUUGUGUGACCAGAUGCUUGAAAAGGGUAUCAGACCCAAUCUCGUCACUUGCAAUACUUUAAUUAAGGGAUACUGUCGGUCCGGUGACAUGCCGAAGGCAUAUGAAUAUUUGAGCAAAAUGAUAUCAAAUGGAAUAAUUCCUGAUAGCUUCUCAUAUAAUACUCUUAUUGAUGGAUAUUUGAAAGAAGCGAACCUAGAAAAAGCUUUCAUAUUGAUUAAUGAGAUGGAAAAACGGGGGCUUCAAUUUAAUAUUAUUACAUAUAAUUUAAUUUUGAAUGGAUUCUGUGCCGAAGGAAAAAUGCAAGAGGCUGAGCAGGUAUUAAGGAAAAUGAUUGAGAUCGGCAUAAAUCCUGACGGAGCCACGUACUCUUCUCUGAUAAAUGGUCAUGUCAGCCAAGACAAUAUGAAGGAGGCAUUUCGUUUCCAUGAUGAAAUGCUCCAACGAGGACUGGUGCCUGAUGAUAGAUUUUAAAUUUUUACUUCAUUGGAUGCAUGUCGACUAUUUAAUUAAGGCAAAGGUCUCUUUUCUCUCUUGGAUACUUCACAUGUAAUCUGAACCUGAAUGCUGAUACUUUUGCUUUGCUGGGUUUGACUCCUUAAUUCCAGAGAAUCAAAUUUUAGUUAUCACAGGUAAAGAGGAGAGAAGACUUGUGAGCAAGAGUUGGUCACGAGUUGAUUAAAUCAUCACAAAGAGAUUAGAUUGUAAAGGAGCCAUUUGAUCGUGGCAGCCAAAACAUUUUCGCUGUUGCAUCGAGAAUUGGAAGGUACAGGGAAACAAAAGAGGGACAUGAUUCAUGUAGAUGAAUCUCCCAAAACGUCUUAUAAAGCCAAGGUCCCAAUUGUUUGUUGCUAAGUUCUAACUUCCAACCAUCGUUAAUGGGGGAUGAGGAAAGCCAAGACAGGUAUAUUCACUUGCCAUCGUUUUCACAAUUCUUCAGUCCAUCAAAAGACAGCAGCUGCUAGCGUCAGUUCGAAUCCACUAGAAAAGAAAGCCGGUGAGUUGAUCCGACUUUGCCGCCCAAAUGAAUUCAUGAUUAGAUGUGACAAGUGAAACGUGUCAUUUUAAUAUUGGACAAUUCUCACGCCUAAGAAGCAAUUAUUCUGGCAUAGAUAAUCUCAUUGGAAAAGUCUGUAAAUAAAAGGAUUCCGACAAGAUUAAGAGCUUAUUUUGCUUGGUAAUUUUCAUAUGAUUUAUACAUAUUGUUGAUGAGAUUCAAGUUGUGUAAAUCUUCUAAUGCGUUGAUAUUGCAAUGCGUUAUGGUUAAAAUGUAUUCACUAAUGUGUUGGGGAAAAACCUUACUCACUUGACACUUUUGUCUAAUUUUCAUAUGUUUUGUUCCAUUUUCUCCCUCCUCUCAAGGUAGUAAAGGACAUUCAGUGUUUGACUUGUGAAA